GCCGCCGUCUCCCUCUCGCCCCGCGGUCCGGCGGCUGCCGGACCCCGCCCGGCGGCGGCACCAUGAAGGUGGAAACGGGGGACAACUCCAUGAUCAACCUGUCGGUGCAGCAAGUGCUGAGCCUGUGGGCUCACGGCACCGUCCUCCGCAGCCUCACGGAGAUGUGGUACUGGGUUUUCCUCUGGGCGCUCUUCUCCUCUCUCUUUGUCCAUGGUGCUGUGGGAGUAUUAAUGUUUGUGAUGCUGCAGAGGCAUAGGCAGGGGAGGCUGAUCUCUGUCAUUGUGGUCAGCAUUGGAUUUCUGGGUUCUAUAACUGGAGCAAUGAUAACUAGUGCUGCAGUAGCUGGAAUUUACAGAGUAGCAGGAAAGAAUAUGGCUCCCCUAGAAGCUCUUGUCUUUGGCGUUGGACAGACAGUACUGACAUUAAUUAUUUCAUUCUCAAGAAUUCUUGCAACGCUUUGAAACUUAUGUAGAAAGAGGGGAGAAAAACAUCUUUGAUUUGAAGAGAAGCUUCCUGGAAUUGGAUUCAUCAGCUUAUGAACUCGAAUUCUAGUGCAAGAGGAAGGAAGCUAUGUGGAAAGCGCACUACAAAUCUCGAGGCUCAGUCAAAUGAUCAGGCUGUCCUCUAGUGUUGGAACUGCUGCACUCCUGCACUGCCUUAACGUGCCUCCGUCACGGGUGAGGGGGGAUCCCUGUUGUGCCAAGCAGAGAUGGAGUACCUCCAGCAGCUGCCAGGCUUGGUGAUGGGAUCACUGUCCUUGACACCUUGGAACUAAACAGAGGGGCCGUCCUGAAAGUUGCUGCAUGUGCCAAACUUGGGGUUUAAUUCUGAGCGGGUGGCUGGGUAAGCUCUGGAAUGUAGAAGAAUUCUGUGAAUGUGCACAAUUCUCCUUGAAUUCAGGUGAAAUAGCAAGAUAUUUCAUAUGACUUAUGUGUAGUAGAAGAAUCUCUCUGAAUGCUGAAUAUUAUUGUUCAGCAUUCAAAACAACUUUGUUUUUUAACAGAUCUAACUUUGUUAGAUCUGUUUCAAAAUGUAGAUUAAUUUUGAUGGGGUUUAAGAACCACGGCUUUAAGAACCCUGAUAUAAUUAGCACUAUGUGAAGAAUGGCUCAUGGCAGUUUUCUUUGGCACAUUUCUUCAUGAUUUUAGCCUGUCAGAAAUCAGGAGUUUAAGGAGACUAUAUGAAGGUUACUAAGUACAAGCUGUUGUAUAUGCACAAACAAAUCCUAAACUGAUGUUUUCCUCGAAAAUAUUUUGUCUUAAACAUACAGAUGGUUACCAGCCCUUCUGCAAACCUCAGAAAAAGGGUACUCAUUGCAAAUAAACUCCCUAUACUUAAUUAAGCACUUGCAGGACCCUUACCCCUAUAUGUAUUCUGUAAGGAACACACAAAUAUAAAAAACGCUCAGAGAAUACACCUAUGAUGAAAAUGGAGAGGGGUAACAAUAUGGUAUGGUGGUUUUCUACUGAACAAAAAUAUUAAGUGUAAUAAAAUAGUUACCAUACAACAAAAAUUUGUAAUUGGGGCAGCACUAAUGUAUUUACUACCUUGUUUCUGAACACUUUUUAUCUUUGUAAAGAUUAAGAUACCUGGAACUUUCAAAUGCUUAAGCUUUCAGUAGAUUGUGCUUUUCUAGUUUAAAAGGGACUGAGUGGUGUUGUGCAUGUGAAAUGUCAUAACUGUGAGUGUUUGGAGUAAAGAAAAAAUUUAAGUCUAAUGGCUAAUUAUUUAUGAAAUGCAAACUUUAAAGGGCAUAAAGUUCUGUGAAGAAUAAGGAAUCUUUUACAUUUUUUCUCAACUAAAUGCUUUUCAGCAGUUGUCUCUUAAUGGUGACGGGGAGUAAAUCACUCAAAGGAUUUGCUGUUAUGAUGUCAAAAACACUUUCAGGACUGUCACAAACACUGGCACCUACUGCACACCUAAAAGAAUACGUUUAAAAUAUAACUUGCAAUCCAGUCAUUGCUUAGUACUUCAAAAAUAUAAUUAAUUAACCUGUCUGCCUUUAUCUUAUUCCACAUACCUUUCUUUAAAGUACUGGGAAUGCUAAUGUUAUUUGUUUUCUUUAAAAGCAUCAAAGUCUUGUUUGAAAAACAUACAAAGUUAUGGACUUUGCAGGGAACAAAUUAAAAUAUAGGUUUAUAAAUAUGUUCGCUGUUAUUUUUACUUUUAAUUGCUUUAAAAAUGUGGCUGAAUACAUAUGGUCUCACUGUUUUUGAAUGUCUUCAAAAACUUCUUUGUGGUGUUUUUUUUUUGUCUUUUGUCUUUUACUUUCUGCUUGUACUUUUUGGCACACAACCAUUGCACUUUAGUAGACAAUGAAAUUAUGACAUCUGUAACAAUUUAAACUUCUCCCCAUUGUCUUAAAUUGUGAGAAAACUGAUUUCAGGUAUUUAAGUCAAAUUGAUUAAUAAAGUAAUUCAAGAUAUUUCUCCUAAUGUGCCUUGUUACAUAUAUGUUUAGGGGAGAGGAUUUAAAACAAAUUGUCACAUCUUCGUUCUUGUUCUAUUUUGAUUAUUUCUAAUCAGUUUGGUUCCUUGCUACGGUGUCUUGUUCAACAGACUUUAAAACAUUUUAUUUGACAACCUGGAAAGUCUUGUCUGGAUCAAAACCAACCAUAUCAUGAAGCACUGUGUUCAUUAAUUCAGAUUGUCUCAUGCCUUUAUCUCACACUGAAAGUUAUUCCACAGGUUCCAAAUGUCCUUGAACAUCUCAAUUCUUGUUUUUAAUAGGAGGCUAUUAUGCUGCCACUGGUCAAUGGCUUUCUGUCUUUCACCAAGUUAAAUUACAGCAAGCUCCUGCUAUAACUGGUGAGAUACAUAUGCUUGUGUUGAUGAACUUCAUUCUUCAUUUUAAUUACUGUGCCAAUGCAAUUGUUGCCAUUGUAACUUUCCCCCUUGGACCAGGAGGCAUCUUUGCAGGUUUUAAGCUACCUUUCUCCAAAUAAUUUUUAUUGCAAAAGGUCAUUGUAUUCACUUUUAAAAUAUUGUCAUGUGCUUAGUUUUCUCUGCAUUAUAUGGUGUUAUUGCCUGGCAACAAGGGACAGGCAGAUAAUAUAAUGCUUAAGUGGCCUAGCAGGGACAAGGCUUUAUUUGACAGAAGUUUGUUUUCAGAUGUUUCUUGUGAGGAAUUUGUAAUGAUAAAAGGUUUAUCUGUGAGGUGCUCUUUGAUCACAGCACGAACAUACUGCUCAAUAACUCUGGCAGUGAAAGAAAGUGUAAGUGGCCUUAUGUCUGCAAAACCUGGAACUUUCAUUCCAUAUCCCUAGAAACAGCAUUGUUAAGCAUAAGGUGCUUUAGUCAGUGUGUGUAUGUGUAUAUAUGUGUGUGUAUAUGUAUUUAUAUAUAUAUAUGAAUGAAUGGUAGCUUUGUGGAGUGUGUUUUAUGCCUGACACAUGCUAACUGAAAUAGCUUUUCCAAGAAAAAUAGAAUUCUUUUAGAUAGCCUCCCCUCCCCCUGCCCCUCUUAAUUAAGCUACAAAGAUACCUUGGGUGUGAAUGGCACUGAUGGUACCCUGAUUCCCCUUGGACAAUAGUGUUGUCCAUACAGGAUGUUUGAGCACUAUCUUGAAUCAGCUCUGCCUGUCUCUGCCUUGUAUCACUGGGCGCAUUCUGCAUUGUGCAGAACAAAUAAUACAUCAACACCGUUUAAUAUUUGGAAGAAGGGGAAGUACUGAAUAUAUUAUUUAAUGUGGAAAAGCUGCUGGUUUUUUUUAGAAGCUGCUGCUAUCAAAGAUUUAAACAUUCCACACACUUUCAAUUUAUCAGUAUGAUCAUAGAAUUAUAGAGUACCAGGUUGGAGGGGACCUCAACGAUGGUCUGGUCCAACUGUUCCUGUCAAUAGCACGGUCUAAACAAGGUAGCCCAGCACCCUGACCAGCCAAAUCUUUAAAGUGCCCAGUGCUGGGGAGUCCAACACUUCCCUGUGGAUUUUGUUCCAGUGUCAUUAUUCCAGUGUCCAAUUGGAAUAUCACAAAGUAAUUUGUACACAUGACCCCUUGCCUUUUCCUUGUGACUGCUUAUAAAAAAGGAGUCUCUUCUUUGUAGCCACCCCUUGAAAAUUGGAAUAUGGUGAUAAAAAUUCUCUUAAGCCUUCUUUCUUCAAGGCAGAAUCAACCCAAUUCCCUGCCUUUCCUCAUGUGUCAGGCUUCCCAAACCUUUGAUUAUCCCUGUGGCCUUUCUCUGGACCCCUUCCAGCCUGUCCAUGGUUUUGUGGGUUUUUUGCAUCUCAAGGACCAAAGCUGAAUACAGAGAACCCAGUAUUGCAGGUGUGGCCUGACAAGUGCUGAGUGAGAUGACGGUGAUUUUUAUCUCUGCUGGUGAUGCCCUUGUUGACGCAAUCCAUCCUGUCAACAAUCCCGUUGGCUUUCUUUGCCAUAGCAGCACACUGCUCACUCACAUGGAGCUGCUUGUCCACCAGGGCCCCCAGAUCCCUUUCCACAGAGCUGUUCCUCACACAGCUGUAUCCCAGCCUGUGCUGCACUCCUGGAUUAUGUUUUGUCAAGUGCAAGAUCUUACCCUUGUCCUUGUUGAACUUCUGAAGGUUCUCUGUGCAUCCUAUCAAUGUCAUUUUAGUUGUCAAUGUAUAUUUUCCUGCUUUUCCAUCUCUGGUACACUUCUCUUCUGCCUUUGAGAGGAUCCAGAGGUCCACAGUUAAACCAACGAGGUCUCUUGCUCUGCCCCUUUCCUGACAUUGAAGGUAAUGAACCAGUUUAGUGUUUCCAGGAGACUGUUGGUGGAAAACUGCCAGCACUCACUAGCUUCUUUUUCCUCCAUGGCAUCCCUUCUCAUGGGCUCUGAGCACAGUGAAGUUUGCUCUUCUAAAUCUAAAAUCUUUGUUUUAACACUGACCUUCAGUGUGCUCAGCAGGGUCCCACUACUGUGGUCACGGCAGCCAAGGCUAUCACUGAUUGGGAUUUUACAAAGCAGGUUUUCUUGGCUUUUGUGAGUAGCAAGUCCUGCAGUGCCUCACCCUUGGUUGGCACAUUAACCAUCUGUACUCCAGAUAUGUCCUCUAUGUACUCCAGGAACUUGAUGGAUAACAUGUGGGCUGGUGUAUUGUUCUUCCAACAAGUGUCUAGGCAGCCAGAAUCACCCAUAGAAACAGGUUCUGUUGACCCAAAGCCUUCUUAAGUGACCCAAAUAUUGUUUAAUUGGUGUUAUUUCCUUGGUUUAGAGGUCAGUAGCAGAUGCCUACUUGGAGAUUCCACUUGGAGAUGACUUCUCUGACCUUGACUCAGGCAUUCAAUAGAGCUUCCACAGUCUCUGUGCAUUGGUAUGCAUAUACUGGAGGUGCUUGCUCUCUUGCUUCUCCUCUUGGGAAGCAGCUAAGGAACAUUCGGCACCGCUCUGGCUGGCCUGACAUUCCCCAGAUGAAAAAAAUUUUGUUUUGAUUCAAAACCUGCAGCUAUGUUUCAGGGAAAAAAACACGUCCAAAUAAUUAUUGUCUUUAAUUUUCUGAGUAAUUCUGAGUUUAUGAUACUAAGCUGUGUGCUGUGGCUAUCCAUGAUUUGCUGUUGACUUUUUUUUAAGAAACCAAUAAUUUAAUCAGUUUUGAACAUUCAACAUGGAUCUGACUUUGUCUAAAGUAGCUUUCUAUUUUUGAAAUACACUCUUUUGAUGUUGAUAAAGGAAAUAGUGUUUCCCUCUCAACAUAUUGUACAUUGAUAUUUAUUUUGCUUACAUUUUGUAUUUGAGUUUUGUUGUGGGGGCGCAUAUAUAAUGGCAUUUGGGCAGAAACUGUAAUGGAGUGUGAGCUCUAUUAACUAUGAGAACUGGGGUUUUUUUUGUUUUAAUUUUUGUAUUUCAUGCACUAGGUGUAUUUUAAUAAUGCCUUGCCUGCAUUAAAUCUAAGUAUUUAUAUCAUGAGUAUAUUAAACUGCAUGCUUUUGAACACAGCCACCCAACAUCACACGUGUAUAAUUCCAAAUAAAUAGACACAAUAGUAUUGCUUGGUGUAAUGAAUUGUGGAUUAAUCAGUUAGCUUCCCUCUCCAGAAACUAUAUGACUCUAAUAGGGCCUAGAAAUGCAAUUGUGAACCUGAGAAUUAUUUUUCAGUUCUCUUCUGUUUCUAGAAGUAGGUUUUUUCAUCAUAUGUGUAUUUCAGUUAAGAGGGAAAACAUGGAGAAUAGGUCAUAGUUGCCAUCCUAAUAACCAAUCUAAUUCCAAGCAAUUUGAGACAAAAUGGAAUUCUGAAUGUUGUUCAUAAUUUGUUACAUACACAAAUAUGCUAAAGCAUAACCUUUUUUCAGAGUUACCAAAAUUUAACAUACAAUUCCAUCAGCAUAUUGAUGGGAUACCUUAAGAAUUACAACAUUUUUUUUAAUCUUUAGAUUGGGAGCAGCCCAAGGUAGAAAGACUGUUCAAAUCCUCAGCUGUUGCUUCAGAAGGAAUAAAUGUUCUUUGAGUAAAGAUGAAUUCAUCAGAGCUGAACAUUUGUUUUGGGCUAAAGGUCAAAUAUUUAGUCGCACUUUGGUCACCACCAUCACAACCUUUCAGGUCAGUGGGAAAAGUACUAUGUACUCUGUUACAGCAGUGAAAUCUUCAUCCUGGUUCAUUAAUUUGUGUAUGUAACUGCACAUAAUUUUGGGAAAGUGAAGUUAUAGAAAGUAGAAUUCCACCUGAGUACAUACAUUGGAUUUCCUAAAAUUGUGACAGAUUAUGUCCUGAAGCAUGCUGUUUCUGCUGUUUCCCACAAUUGUGCCUGAAAUUACACGUGAAAUUCAGGUUGUACAUUAAUUCUAAAUGUAAUCACAAGGACAUCUCAAAUCCUUAAGAUGUAUUACUGUUUGGGGUAUUCUCCCAGUGUAUCAGGUAUAGAAAUAAUUAUGCUCUAAAAAGUAUUUUCUUUCAAGAACACACAUUUUGUCGCUUCUAAUUGUCAUCUUGUAGUUACUGAAGACUUUAGGAAGCUACUGCAUGAAUCCUGGCAGCAUUUGACAGCUGUUGAAGGGAAUGGGUAGUAUGUCCUUUUGUGCUUCUUCUGUGGACUGGGAAAUACCAACUAUAAGGUGAAGUAAAUACUGAAGAGACAUUUUCAGUAAAACAAGCAAUACUUGAUUGAUACAAAUGGCAUUCCUUUUGAUUUGAGACCUAACUCUCUAGGUUUACUCGAGAUAUUUAGUAUCAACACUGUAAAAUCCAUUAUGGAUUAUCCAUCAAUAUAAGGUAUAUGGGAGCUAAAAAUCUAAAACUUUUUAAAACUGCUUGGGUAGAGGUUUUGUUUGAAAUGUGUCUAAAUUUUGUACAGUUAAUGAAGUUCUGAAGGACCUUAAUAUUUUGGGUGUUUUAGAGAAUAAUCAGGUAUCUAUAGAACUAAACUUUUGACUGUGACAAUAUAUAGAAUAGCACACAACUCUUCAGAAGUGCUUAUAGAAACCACUCACAAUAAAUACCUAUUUUACAGUUAGAAAAAGCAUUUAGCAUAUCUGUAUUGAUAACUUCAACAGUUGUACUAUAAGCUUUACAAAUACAACUAUUAUAACCAUUUGGAUUUGUCUGAACAAAUAUCAGGAGAGGAAAACGGGAAUUUGAAAAUCUUUAAAAAUGACAAAGGUAAAAAAUAUCCAUUAAUCCACUGCCAUACUUGUGCUCUUUCAGUGCAGCUUUUCAUCAAGCAUGUCUUGAACAAAAUAACAUUGUUGGUAUCUCACCAUAAAUUGUCUUGUUUAUAGAAUGUGUUCUUCAAAUUUGUAUUAGAAAUAGAUGUUCAUAUAUUCACUUUAUGAAGUUGCCUAAGCUGAAGUGUUGAGACCUAGGCAUUGUUAUGAAGCUCAAAGAUAGCAACAACAGUGAUGGAGAAGAGUGAUUUAACAUUUGGUUGAUUUAUACUUUGUACAGGACUCUGUUAUAGUGUGCAAAAGGUACUUGUUUUGAGUUGUGGAUGUACUGCAUGCUCACGUAAUAGUUUAGCUCCAGUUAAAAAAGGAUGGCUUUUAAGCUGUAAAUACUGUAUACUACUGUAUUUCAUUUUUUAAAGCAACUUUUUUACUUCCCUGUUUGUGUACAGUUCUCUAUGUGCAUAUUAAAAAAACCUAAAACAAACAAACCACAACAUUUUGGGAAACUUUUGUAGUUAUCUUUUUUAUUUUAAUUGUGUUAACAACCUAAAUAUGUGCAUUCAGCUGUCUGUUUAGUUUGAAGUCUUCAUUGCAUGCUUUCAGGUUCUUUGAAAAACAGCAAUAACAGUUGGACAAUUACUUAGAGUAAAACAUUCUUCUGCACAAUUUCCACUUCCUUUCUUUAGAAUGCAGACACAGUGAAACAGUUGUCCAAUUGUAAGAUUUAAAGAAUCGUUAAGUAGUCAUUUAUAUUUAUUUUCUUUUUGGUGGUAGGAAACGUCUCAUAGUAGCUUAUAAACAAAAUUUGCAAGUUAAACAUGAUUUCUCGUGCUGAUUUAUUUAACUAAAAUUUUCUAUUAAACUAUUUUCAUAAACUUUAUGUAGCUUGUUGCAUGUUCUUCUAAGUAAUCAUGAAGUUAUGUGUCAACCUCUGUAUGAAACACUCUGAUAACACAAGUUUUACAUUUUGUGAAUCUGAUUGAAAUGUACAGAUGUACACAUAAAAUAAAGCUAAAAUUAGUAAUUAAA
Pseudopodoces humilis (Tibetan ground-tit) is the source of this 8583-nucleotide messenger RNA. It is a transcript of the gene TMEM170B, whose product is annotated as transmembrane protein 170B. Gene Ontology annotation, biological process: negative regulation of canonical Wnt signaling pathway. The record is from RefSeq and is a predicted model, not a curated record. Gene Ontology annotation, cellular component: plasma membrane. Lineage: Eukaryota; Metazoa; Chordata; Aves; Passeriformes; Paridae.